CAAUGUUCGUUAUCAGUUGAAUUCCGAAUAUAAAACUCAUUAUAAAUAUCUAGUAACAGCUCAUAAAAAAGUUAAUAGUAAUUUUUUUAGUGCAAUAGAUCUAAGAAUUAAAAAAAAUGAAUUUGUCUACAAUCACUUCAGUAUUAUUAAUUAUUUUUAGUAUUCAUUUGACUAUAGGACAAGGUUAUAAGUCAAGACGGAUUCAUCGACGCGGAAGGACUAGGCAAGCUUCUAAUAAUGGCGAUUGGAGACUUAAUAUCAUUCAUACAAAUGAUAUGCACUCAAGGUUCGACGAAAUAUCAGCAUCGGCAACCCCAUGCAGUGAUAAACAAAAAGAAAAGAAUGAAUGUUAUGGUGGGUUCGCGAGAAUAUCUACUUUGGUUCAACGGGCAAGAAAAUCAUCGACUCCAACUUUAUUUUUGAACGCCGGAGAUACUUACUUUGGGUCGACGUGGUUCAUUCACUAUGGAUGGGAAAUAGUUGCCAAGUUUUUAAAUAUUUUGAAGCCUGAUGCUAUUUCAUUAGGAAAUCAUGAAUUUGAUUUAGCGCCAGAAGGAUUAAUACCUUUUAUAAAUAACGCAACAUUCCCAGUCGUAACAUGCAAUUUAGACCUCACAAAACAGCAAGAUUUAGCGGUACCAAAUCUUAAAAACUUUACGAUUAUCGAGAAAAAUGGAAGAAAAAUAGGAAUAAUUGGUUUCUUGACCAAAGAAACGGAAGUGAUAUCAAGUGUUGGGAGAGUUGUUAUUUUGGACGAAAUCGAGUCAAUAAGAGAUCAAGUAAAAAUAUUAAAACAAAAAGGCGUAAACAUAAUAAUAGCGCUCGGCCAUUCAGGUUAUGAACGCGAUAAGGAAAUAGCCAAAGCCGUUGAUGAUUUGGAUCUCGUUAUUGGCGGCCACACAAACACAUUUUUGUACAAUGGGACUGCGCCGGAUCAAGAAGUACCUGAAGGACUUUAUCCAACGACGGUGGUACAGAAAAACGGGCGCAAGGUUUACGUCGUUCAAGCUUUUGCGUACACUAAAUAUUUGGGUAAUUUGUCAAUUGUUUUUGAUUCUGAGGGUGAAAUAAAACAAAUUGAAGGUAAUCCUAUUCUGGUAAAUCACGAAAUUGAAAAGGACCAGAAUAUUGUUGAGCAAUUAAACGGUAUGAAACAACCUAUUGAUGAUCUCAUGAAUAAAACAGUUGGUCAAACGAAAGUUAAAUUAGAAGGAGGAAAAAUACCCUGUCGAGUACGGGAAUGUAAUUUGGGAAAUCUUAUUACCGAUUCAAUGGUCCAACACAAUGCUGGGCAAUACGGAGGUGACGAUGGAUGGACGGAUGCCGCAGUUGCUAUUUACAAUAGUGGCGCGAUAAAAACUUCUAUUGAUAAAUCACACGAUAUAACAAAGAAUGAUAUUUAUAACGUUUUGGCACAUUAUAAUGUCAUUGGAAAAAUAAGUAUGACUGGAAAAUUAUUACUGGAUGUUUUAGAAUUUAGUGUCGCAUCUUUGAAACCGGAUCCAGGUCCAGAUCCUUCAGGACGUUUCUUACAAGUCUCUGGACUAAAAAUUGUUUAUGAUUUAUUACAACCGGCUGGUUCAAAAGUCGUACGUGAUUCAACAUUAAUACGCUGUGCUGAUUGUGAUGUUCCAAAAUAUGAGAAAAUAAUAGAAGAUAAAAUAUAUAAAAUAAUAACUGUAGAUUUUUUACACACAGGUGGCGACGGUUUUGAAAUGUUAAAAAAUUUACCAUGGCAGUCUGAUAUUUCGGCAGAAACAACUCGUUAUGCGUUAGGCAUAUAUAUUGAGAAGAAUUCAAUUGUUUUUCCAUCUAUAGAAGAUAGAAUUAAGUUUAUUAAUGAACAGAAGACUGAUGAUUUUACUACUGAUGGCGAUACUUACAGUAUUGAUAUUGAUUUAGACAUUUUAAAUGAUUAAAUUUUUCAAUAGUAUAUACUAUUAUAUAGUAUUAUUAUAUACCAGAAUAUUCUGGAUGUUUUAAUUUUAGGUUAUGAUUUAAUCAGCGGUUAUUUUAGUCACAUUUUUAAACUGGACUUAAAUUAUAUUAAUAAGUUUUUUAAAUAACCAUUAAUUAUUUUUAAUGGCUCUCUCAUCCAACUGGCAAAGUAUUACCAAGUAUGUAA
Microplitis mediator is the source of this 2125-nucleotide messenger RNA. RefSeq names its product protein 5NUC-like. Bases 117 to 1919 code for a protein of 600 amino acids. Gene Ontology annotation, cellular component: plasma membrane. The transcript has 7 exons. The record is from RefSeq and is a predicted model, not a curated record. Gene Ontology annotation, molecular function: metal ion binding; 5'-nucleotidase activity; nucleotide binding. NCBI's taxonomy places the organism in Eukaryota, Metazoa, Arthropoda, Insecta, Hymenoptera, Braconidae. Gene Ontology annotation, biological process: AMP catabolic process.